Molecule: messenger RNA, 1652 nt
Organism: Hyla sarda
Lineage: Eukaryota; Metazoa; Chordata; Amphibia; Anura; Hylidae
Gene: ASB16
Product: ankyrin repeat and SOCS box containing 16
Exons: 5
Coding region: 73-1443 (456 amino acids)
Biological process (GO): intracellular signal transduction; negative regulation of delayed rectifier potassium channel activity; neuronal action potential
Cellular component (GO): synapse; membrane; axon initial segment
Molecular function (GO): transmembrane transporter binding
Source: RefSeq, a predicted model, not a curated record
UCUCUCACUGACUCUCUCUGCAAUGAGGCUCUGACUUCCAGGACUGGAAGGGAAUGUAAAAACCCAUGUAAAAUGGCCAAAGAGACCUUCCCCUACACGGCGACCACCCUACGAGCCCUGCAACAGCAGCGAGAACAGCUGGAGGACGAAGAACGGAGAAGGGCGGUGAGAAGUCAGUGUCUGACCCGAAGGUUGUUGGCUGACAGCCGGCCCUCGAACCCACCUGCCAACCGAAGACGCCAAUAUUGCCGGGAUAUUGCCAUUCAUAAUGCCCUAUACACAGGAGACGUGGAUAGGAUUAAAGGGAUAUUCAAAGAAGAUGGUUCAGCGGAAGUGGUGGUGGAGACAGUCAGCGAGGAGCUCCAGUGGUCCCCGGAAAUGGGCCUCUUUUCAUUGAUACCUAAGAAGUCACACACCAGUCCUCUGCGUAUCACUGCCGGUCGGGGUUAUUCGGAAUGUGUACGUCACUUGAUAUGCCGUGGAGCAAACCCCAACACUCUAGCAGGUGGACGUGGUGCCCUUCAUGACUCCUGUGAGGGCCGCCAUACCGAGUGUACUCAACUGUUACUGAGUCGGGGAGCUGACCCCAAUCUACAGAGUGAAGAUGGCCAAGCGCCCCUCCACCUAUGUACCACCAAGGAAACACUGGAGUGUGCAAAAUUGCUUUUGGGAUACGGGGCCCUGGUCAGCCUUCCCUGCCAUUACACCCGUGCCACGCCGCUACAUGUGGCUUCUGUACGAGGCCUGGAAGAACAUGUGGCCUUAUAUCUGAGCCUUGGUGCUGACCCGUGUGCCCGCAAUCGCGAGGGUGAGACACCUCUGAAUGCAGCCUGCGCUGCUUGCGAUUCCCCUCACCAAUACGCUCGCUAUUUGAGGGUGGCAGAAAUGCUCCUGAAAGCCGGAGGGGAUGCCAGGAUGCCAGGGAAGAAGGGCCACGGACCCCUGCACAAUGCCAGUUCCAAUUGCCACCUAAAGCUGGUACAGAUGCUGCUGGACCAUGGGGCAUCUGUCAAUGUGACCAAUAGUGCUGGUUACACGCCUCUGGACUGUGCUUUGCAGGUGUGCACAGAUUAUCCUGAUGAAGAUCUCCAUCACUUGGUGCAGACGCUACUCAAUCACGGCGCAGCGCCCCCUAAUGUCAAGAUGUGGCGAUGCUGUGCCGCUUCACCUCUGGCCUUUGAGAUCCUUCUCAACUCGUAUGACCGAAUACCAGCAGGGGAUUUCUGGGUAGAAGCGGUGCCCCCGGAAGUAAGGGAGGAACAUCUCGCAUUUUACGAGUCCGUCCAGCAAGUGGCAAAUCAGCCUCGUCGUCUCCAGCACCUCGCACGUUGCGCUGUGAGGAAACUAUAUAAUGGGCAGUGCCACCGGGCAAUUCCAGACCUAGGACUACCGGCUACCCUCACUGCAUACCUCCUGCUGUUUCCAGAGGGAAUCAUCCACUAAACUUUGUAAACUAGGAACAACUGCACAGUGAACUGUCCACAAGAUGGCACUGGUGUGUCCAAAAGAAAAACUUACUGUAUACUGGGAUGGCAAAAAGCCCAGGAAUAUUCAGCUUCUGUAUGACCGGAAUAGAGGCUUUCUUAUGCCAUCUCUAAUGCAUGUAGUAAAGGGUGAAAAAGGGGACUUAAAGGAGUACUCCAGUGGAAACU